This is a messenger RNA of Nannospalax galili (Upper Galilee mountains blind mole rat), 1923 nucleotides long. RefSeq names its product Ras and Rab interactor like (gene Rinl). The transcript has 12 exons. Gene Ontology annotation, cellular component: endocytic vesicle; cytosol. Gene Ontology annotation, biological process: vesicle-mediated transport. Bases 1 to 1677 code for a protein of 558 amino acids. Lineage: Eukaryota; Metazoa; Chordata; Mammalia; Rodentia; Spalacidae. The record is from RefSeq and is a predicted model, not a curated record. Gene Ontology annotation, molecular function: small GTPase binding; guanyl-nucleotide exchange factor activity.
AUGGCCCAGCCAGAGGACCUGGUGUCUGCAGUCCCCACUGAGGAAGAGAGGCUAGCCCUGCCACAGGAAGAUGGAGCUUGCAAGAGCCUGUUAGGGGUCCUAGGCACCCCAGAGACCCUUCAUUACCUGCAUCGGACACAGAAUGUAUGGCAGGUUCCAGAGCUGGAUGCUCAGCAUGCCCAGGCCUUUCUGGCGCUAUGGCCAUUGGGGAGUUUCCUGGUCAUAGGACAUAACCCUAGCCAGGUCUUGGUACUGAAGACAGGACCUUCACAAGAAGUCAACACCUAUCAGAUCCAGAAGAUUCCUGGAGGUGUGUCCCUGGAAUCCUCCAACCUCUGCAUGCCAGACUUGCUGCAUCUCCUGGCAUUUCUAUCAGUCAGCAGGGAUGUUUUGCCAAGGACCCUGCUCUUGCCCUCUCUGACUCUAGGGCCUAGAGACAAGCACACAGAUCCUCUACAAGCUGGCUGUGGGCAAUAUGACACCUCAAAGAGGGUGCUGUCUGUGGUGAACCAGCUCUACCUAGAGACACAUGGAGGCUGGGGGACAAAGCCAACCCCUGAAGAGACAGAGCCAGAGACUGACCAGAAAUACAAACUAGCCCCUAGGAAGCCUGCCCCGCACAGGGUCUCCUGGGUGGAAAGCCCACUGAGCACGGAAGUGCACCAUCCUGGGCCUGCUCUGUCUAGUCUAGCGGAAGAGAAGGAGGAAGAAGUGGACAAUGACUACUACAAAGAUGAGGAAGAAGGCCCUGAGGAUGUGCUCACUGCUCACGUCCGGGCUCUGGCUAGGGCCAGGAGCAGCUAUGUAGCCAAGCAGUACCGAGGCCUUCGAGCACGCCUCACCUCAGAUUCUGGAGGUCCCCACAGGCCUGGGGACCCAGCCACGGAGCUGCUUCAGGAUGUGCGCUAUCUCCUCACUGACCUUCAGGAUCACUUGGCAAAAGACCCUGACGUCAGAGCUAUCUUUGGGAAUAGGGGACCUGGGGCUCCUCAGAAAGACGAGGAUCUUGGGCCCGCGGUGGAGGCGGCCGUGUGCCGGGCGGUGCUGGCGCCCCUGAAGCCCGCCCUGUGGACGAAGCUUCGAACACUCCGAGCGCAGGAACUGCGGCGGCUGCGGCGGAGACAAAUAGCGCUGAGGGCGGGGUCGGGGCCUCCCGGAGCACAGGGGGCGGGGUCGGAGGGGCAGAGCCCCGCCCCCGUCCUGCGGAGUCGCAUCCACGCGCGCCUGGAGUACCUGCACGCCGCGUGCUCCCCGCGCCGCAAGGUGGCACUGCUGCUGGCCGUGUGUGGUGACGUCUACGCGAGUCUGGCCGGCGGGGAGAAUGAAGAGCCCCUGGGGGCCGACGCCUUCCUGCCGGCCCUGACUGAGGAGCUGAUCUGGAGUCCACACAUUGGGGAGACACAGCUGGACGUGGAGUUUCUUAUGGAGCUCUUGGAUCCGGAGGAGCUACAGGGAGAAGCUGGAUAUUAUCUGACCACGUGGUUUGGAGCACUGUACCACAUUGCCCACUACCAGCCCGACGCAGGUCGUGCGCCCCAGGGGCUCAGCUCUGAGGCCCGAGACUCCCUGCGCCAGUGGCACCGAAGGCGCACACUGCACCAGCAGGACCAGUCCAGGACCCAGGCUGAGCUGCCCUUUGAGGAGCCAUGGGCAACAGGGACUGCAGGGGACCAGUGAUGAUUAGAAUCCUCCAACCCCAAUCACUUCUGGGCCUUUUGGUUAAGAUCAAGUGUGGACUUCUCAAAUCCUCUGCCCAAGCAAGAAGGGAGGGCAAGAAGGCAGGAAGAGAGACACCACCCAUACCCACACCCACACCCCACCUUUGCCCUGGCCCUUCCUGCUUCCACAGCCUUUUCCUAAUAUCCACAGCAUUCCAUCCUGCUCUGGGCUGAUGUCACUUCAAUCAGUUUCUCCUGGACCAUA